Molecule: messenger RNA, 996 nt
Organism: Funneliformis geosporum
Lineage: Eukaryota; Fungi; Glomeromycota; Glomeromycetes; Glomerales; Glomeraceae
Source: the annotation of a GenBank genome assembly
AUGAAUAAUUCAAAGUAUAAUGGAAACGUUCAUCCAGAUGAAUGGAUAAAUGAUAUCCAAAAUCAUUUCAAACUUGAUUGUUCAAAAGCUUUAUCAUUAGUUGAUGUUAGCAUUCAACUUCCAAGUGGAAUUGAUAGUUUUGAAAAACUUCGUGAUGCGCUUAAAGAGGACAUUUCCUUUACGAUAUUUAAGGAAAAAAAUAAAAAGAAAUUACAAUCAUUAAAAUAUAUUCCUGAGAGUGAGGGUGAUGAAACUUCAAAAUUUAUUUUGGAUUUUCGAAAAUUAUGUUAUAAUGCUGAGAUUAAUGAUAUAGAAGAACAGAAGAGAUAUCUUUAUUUAUCACUACCAGAUGAAAAUGUUUUAGAUGGAUCUUAUAAGAUGAGGGAUGUUAAUUCAACAAAUGAAUUAAUCAAAGAAUUUGAGAGAAUUAUUAAGUAUCAUUAUGGUGAUUUAAUUAGAAAAGGAUCUAUUAUAGCUUUAAAACAUGUUGCUACAGGAAAAUAUUUAAGUUCAAUUCGUGGAUUAAAUUAUACGACUGGAAGUGAGGCUCAAUUAGUUUUUGUAAAAGAUUUGCUUGAUUCGGAUGCUUUAUGGAAAAUCACAUUUACGAGCGAUCAAAAACUAGCUUCUUACGCCGAUACCAAUAUAUAUUUAAAACACAAAAAUUCUAAUAUCUUUCUUGGAAUUUAUGGUGGUUAUUAUAAAUCUCCGGUAACUCAGCACACGGAAGAAAAUUAUCAAGGAUAUUUGAGAUCGAAUGAUAUUAUUAAUCUUAGUGCUACUAAGAGUAGUAUUCGACGAAUAUAUUUACGGAGUCAUGAUAUUCGGUUUACUAUUAAUAAAGAUACUUUUCAAGAAGUUGUCUGCCAUAAUGAAAGGUUAGGAGGUAAUGAUGAGGUAUCUUAUAAAGCAGAAAUAAAAGUUUAUAUUAUAAAAUAUAAUAAUUUUAAACCAAAUUCUUCGGUUGCUCAUCAUCUUCGACUUUGGAGACAUUGA